Radiomyces spectabilis is the source of this 255-nucleotide messenger RNA. RefSeq lists its product as uncharacterized. NCBI's taxonomy places the organism in Eukaryota, Fungi, Mucoromycota, Mucoromycetes, Mucorales, Radiomycetaceae. The record is from RefSeq and is a predicted model, not a curated record. The transcript has a single exon. Bases 1 to 255 code for a protein of 84 amino acids.
AUGUUUUCAUUUUUGAAAUUUAACCUACCCAGUACGUUCUUUUCGUUGCUCUGGCAUUCGUUCUUUACGUAUAAUUUAUCUUUGAAUGAAGAUCCACCGAACCGUAUUAACGCCGAAAAAGAAGCGAAGUGUCGAAUCCGUUCAAAUAAGGAAGGCUUCCAAGUUGUUGGCUAUUGCCGAAAAUCGCAAACAAGAGAAGACGAAAGCAACCGACCGCGACUUCUGCAGAUUAUGAUAGAUCGUCUGAAAGAGUGA